AUGGGCGAUGAACUCAAGUUUCAGACGUUGUCUAAGGACCAAUUUAAAAUACCGUCAAACUCGUUUUCAGCAUUUAAACUUUCCUAUGAUGAUGCAAACAAUAUAAGCGAGUCUUCGAAAACUGUGCUAUUGGGGAAGAUACCCGACACAUGGUUCGAGGAGAAGAGUAAGGGGCUAGUCAAUAGAUUUGUUAAGUCAUCUAGGAAGUCGCUUCGAUCGAGCUUCAAAAAUGUGAUAGGUGGAGUAUUGGGCUCAUCCACCUCAGGCUCACUGUAUGAAAUUGAGAAUAAAGUCAUGGAUAUCUUGGAGACCUCUCUUAAUGCUGACCCAGAGGACGAUUCUGAUUUCCUGGCCGAAAGUCAUAGCGAUCGAAGCGACUGUGAGAGUGAAAGAUUCGAUCAAUUUUCAUAUAACGAUCCACUGUCUUUGCAUUCCGAAGAGCCAUUAAAAGGCGAUGAUCCUUCGCAUCAGCAUACUGAGAUAAGAGCGGCCCACCCGCUGGAAUCACCAGAUAUUCAUUUCUCUAAAAAUGGCAACAAGGGGCCUGUAAAUAAACACAUAGAUGAGGAAGUUGACCCUAAUGACGCUACUGGAAUUGAUAUCUACUCGCCUGCACAGUCUCCUAGUACUUUCGAUAAUUCUGAAUACCAGAUACCGCUCGAUUCUAGCCGAACAUCACUCCCUCUGGCAGCUUAUUCAGUGACGAUGAAUUCUGAUUUUGACUCCAGCAAACUGGGGGCCGAAGACGUAUCUGCGCAGAGUCAUGUCGUUCGGUUCAAUACCCAGCGUAGUAAUCUUCUGCGCAGGUUAAGCUUUCGAAGAAUCAGUAAAAGUAGAAAGAAUAUUGCAGUAGUAAUGCCUCAGCCUUGCGAUGAACCAGUACUAUCAGGAAAUCAGCGAGUCAGAAGGAUUCACAUAAAGGAAGAGAGAAAAGUAAUGAAAAAGAUGAAACGGCUUGCUCUGAGGGGUAAGAAGUCUGCCCGUAAAAGCACUGGCGACGUUAAACAAAGAUUGGUAAAGAAACUUUUAAGGUCGUACCAAAAUGGAGAAAUUAUAAAGGCCGAUAAAAUGUUAGUCCUUAUAAAGAUAGCAAAAUCUGUGAAUCAGCUACCUCUGUUCAGCGAAAAUGAACCAUGCGAUUCCAGAGUAUACGAGAGAUGGAGAGAAUAUAUGGUUGUGCUAAGAAAAUCCAAUCGGUCAUCUACAUCUACUGAAAUUCAACUAUAUGAUGUUAAUAAGAAGAAGAAAUCACAAAAGUUGAUCAAACCUGAUAUAUCAUUUCCGUUGACCAGUAAACAGGUGAAAGUACAGUUUUAUAGCGCAGUUGAUAAGUCAAUCAGCUUAAUUGUGGGGGAUCAUGAUCCCGACACUGAAGAAGAAGAGGUAGCGAAGGGCGUAAAGAUAUAUAUUUUACAAUGCCAGGCGCAGAGUUCGUCCUACCAAUGGCUAUACUUAAUGAAAGGAGUUCUUGGCUAUAAUAUGCCAUCUGCAUUCCAGGUUGCAAUCCCAAUGUUGGACUUAUCCAUCUUUAUUGAAAUACCAUUGGAAGUUGUGAAAGAUAGCUUUAUUUCAAAGAAUUUAGAUUCUAUAACAGUAAAUAAACUAUCGAAAGGAUAUUCAAUAGAAUAUGUUGGUAUCUUUAAGUAUCUAAGAGAGGCAAUAAGUUCACUGGCUAAAUCAUUAAUCAAUGCCACCACUUCAGAGAAAAUACAGAAGGCAAUACGGGAAGCUCAUAAUUUUUGGUUGUGCUAUAAGUACUAUGAUAGAUUGGAAUGGGCCAGUUUUGAUAGCCAUAUGUUUUAUAUUCAAAACUUAGUGAAGACUGAUCAAUAUCAGGUAGAAUUGCGAGACAAAACUAUUAGUCCAAGACUGACAAGAAGUAUUAGUGGGAAAUUAAUAAAGGAGCCUGUUCCAAUAGAAGGAUUUUUAUCAAGAUUGACCGAUAUAUUUGGAGAUGAGAAAUCAAUCUUGAGUAAGUUUUACAGAAUGCUGUAUUUCUAUUCUAGUGACAAUAUUCUUUUCUACACCAAGUUUUAUCGUGCAAUACCGCCUUCUCCGGAUAGCGCAUUUCUAUUUUGCGAUGAAGGUACGGAUAUGUAUGAAAUAGCUAGCAAAAUGCCAAAUGUAUUUGAACAAAAUCCAUUUCCAUUAGACGAAAAUGAUCAUAUUGAAUGGUUUAAUGAUGAAAACUUUGAGAAGAUGGACAAAUUGGCACUUUCAGAAUUAGAGAGGAGAAUACAUCAAAUAGUGAAGGCAGAGGCGGCUAUUGACUUGUGCCAGGUUAGGGAAAUUCGUAAAGUGCCAUUUAAAUCUAUUUCACUCUUGCAAAAGAAAUUCAUGAAUUUAAUUUGGUAUCUGAACAAUCAGAGUGAAGACGACGAAGAAAUAAUGGAUUCAGUGCUUGAAAUUGAAAUGAUACAUGGGUCUGUCCUUAAGUUACAAGCCCCAUCCAGACUAAUUCGAGAUCAAUGGAUCCUGAGGUUACAGGAUUUGAAGAACUAUUGGUUUAUUAGGAAAAACGAUGAUUUGGCAAAGAUGUCCGAAGUACGGCUAAAAAACAAAAAUAACUUGAUGAUAAACGAAUAUACUGAUUCCAAUAUCGUUAAAGAAGUGGGAAAAGUCGAACUAGCUCACUCAGUUGCUGACUCUCAUGUUUAUAAUAUGGACAGCUUGAGUUUAAAUCGUUGUAUAAUAAUGAGUGGGUAUUUGUAUGUCAAGCCCAAAGUACAUUCAGAUUUUGCUCAGUAUUUUGUUGUCCUAUGUCCUGGCUUUUUGUUGUUGUUCACAUUCAGUAAGAGAUCUAAAAGAACUGGAGUGAGUAAGGAAACUUCAUCAUACGAGCAUUAUAUGACCAUCGGACUUAACAGUACAUAUUUACAUUCUGGUGAAUCUACAGCAGGCGAUUUAUUGUAUACUCGGAAAGAAUUUGAUUCGCGACACCCUGGUCAUCAUACUUUACCAAGAAUUUACUCUAACGGAUGGAAAUCUGCUGAGGAGGAACCAAUACGUUGUUUCAGUAUUUGGAUGGGUAAAAAGAGAAAUUAUACUGGAAAAGCUAAGUCAAAUUACGAAGGUUUAGAGUCGGGAAACCUCGGUAAUGCAAGAAACACAUUACCUAAAAAUCCAGGAUUUGUCAGAAUGUACCAAAAAUUUGGAUUGACUGGUAAAACCAUACUAUUCAUGGCAAGGUCAAGGCAAGAAAGAGAACUAUGGGUGACUAAUAUUUUAAUCGAAACUGAUAGAUACAAAUCAAUCGCACGGAAGCGUUAA
Messenger RNA from Dujonia railenensis, 3270 nucleotides. The record is from the annotation of a GenBank genome assembly. NCBI's taxonomy places the organism in Eukaryota, Fungi, Ascomycota, Pichiomycetes, Serinales, Debaryomycetaceae.